This is a messenger RNA of Protobothrops mucrosquamatus (brown spotted pit viper), 2287 nucleotides long. RefSeq names its product actin related protein 2 (gene ACTR2). Gene Ontology annotation, biological process: Arp2/3 complex-mediated actin nucleation. Gene Ontology annotation, molecular function: actin filament binding. The coding region runs from base 123 to 1307 and encodes 394 amino acids. The record is from RefSeq and is a predicted model, not a curated record. The transcript has 9 exons. Gene Ontology annotation, cellular component: Arp2/3 protein complex; actin cortical patch. NCBI's taxonomy places the organism in Eukaryota, Metazoa, Chordata, Lepidosauria, Squamata, Viperidae.
UCCUUUUGCUUCCCUUCCGGGCUGCGAGAACUAGCGAAGGCCUGGUGGAGCUGCGGGCGGGGACGGGGCAUUCGCUGUCAUUCAGUUCAGUCAUUCUCUCGGUCGGCGGCGGAGGAAGGAAGAUGGACGCGCUCGGCAGGAAAGUAGUCGUCUGCGACAACGGCACCGGGUUUGUGAAAUGUGGAUAUGCAGGAUCCAAUUUUCCAGAACAUAUCUUCCCUGCGUUGGUUGGAAGACCAAUUAUUCGUUCAACUGCCAAAGUGGGAAACAUUGAAAUCAAGGAUCUUAUGGUUGGGGAUGAAGCAAGUGAGUUGAGAUCAAUGCUGGAAGUCAAUUACCCCAUGGAGAAUGGCAUUGUCCGAAAUUGGGAUGAUAUGAAACAUCUUUGGGAUUACACCUUUGGACCAGAAAAACUCAACAUCGAUACAAAAAACUGUAAAAUACUUCUUACAGAACCUCCUAUGAAUCCAACAAAGAACAGAGAAAAGAUUGUGGAGGUGAUGUUUGAAACAUACCAGUUUUCUGGGGUUUAUGUAGCCAUUCAAGCAGUUCUUACUCUAUAUGCACAAGGUUUGCUAACUGGUGUUGUUGUGGAUUCUGGAGAUGGUGUUACUCACAUCUGUCCAGUCUAUGAAGGCUUUUCUCUUCCUCAUCUCACCAGGAGACUGGAUAUUGCUGGCAGAGAUAUUACCAGAUAUCUCAUCAAACUACUUUUACUACGAGGAUAUGCCUUCAAUCAUUCUGCUGAUUUUGAGACUGUUCGCAUGAUUAAAGAAAAGCUCUGCUAUGUGGGUUACAAUAUUGAACAGGAGCAGAAAUUGGCCUUGGAAACUACUGUGUUAGUUGAGUCCUACACGCUCCCAGAUGGCAGAAUUAUUAAAGUUGGAGGGGAGCGAUUUGAGGCACCUGAGGCCCUGUUCCAGCCUCACUUAAUCAAUGUGGAAGGAGUUGGUGUUGCUGAGCUGCUGUUCAACACCAUCCAAGCUGCUGAUAUUGAUACCAGAUCUGAAUUUUAUAAGCACAUUGUAUUAUCUGGGGGUUCCACAAUGUACCCUGGCCUACCAUCUCGCCUAGAACGUGAACUGAAGCAGCUUUAUCUGGAACGAGUUCUGAAAGGUGAUGUGGAAAAACUUUCAAAAUUUAAGAUUCGAAUUGAAGAUCCACCUCGUCGAAAGCACAUGGUGUUCCUAGGUGGUGCAGUUCUUGCAGACAUCAUGAAGGACAAAGACAACUUCUGGAUGACCAGACAAGAAUAUCAAGAGAAGGGAGUGCGUGUGCUUGAGAAACUUGGUGUGACUGUUCGAUAAACUCAGAGGCUUUUCCCCAUCACUGCUUUGUUGUUGUCAUUCCUUUAUUACCAAUCAUUGAAGUCAUUCAGCUACACGAAAUGGAAAGUCCUGCUACUAUCCUUAGACUCAAAGGCUAGGUUUUGUUCUGCUCCUUUUUGUUAGAUAUUUGAUAACAUGUCUAUAUUUAACUACUUAAUUGGACCACUUCUUUGCAAACAAAACAAGGGAAAAACCAGCCUGCUUACUGCAUUGUUUCCUUCCCAGUAUGCAGUUGGAUAAUUCCAAUAAGCUUUUUUUCCUUUGCUUUAUUGCUGUAAUGCUAUCAGCUUUUGUCCAUAAGCUCAUCAUGGAUCAAAUAUUUUUAUUAGUAUAAGGACUCAAGAAAACAGUAGUUCUUGACUAUCAUGUGAUUGUAAUGAUUUAUUUUUGAUUCUUCUGCCUUCAUCCUUAUUUGCUGUUUAGUGACAUUAUUUCUUACAUAGGAAUUCUGAAAUUAAGUCAAACUACCAGCAUCCUUUUUUUAAAAAAAAAUAUUAUCCCAGAAUAUUUUUAGGCUUAAGUACCAUGAUAAGUGGCUAGGAUCAGAUGAAUCAGGCAGUACAAGUUAAGAAAAAAAAAUCAAUGUUAUUCCUUUAAAAAGCCAUUGAUUUGCUUGGCUGUUGCUACAAAUUAGUUACCCAAACCUCUUGCAUUUUUCUCUUGGAAGUGUAUUUUCCUACCCUGGGCAAUAGGAAAUCAUUUUGUGUUCUUGAAUACAUAUUAUUAGAUUCUUCUCCGCUCCCUUGUUGUUUUGGUACCAUUUCUUCUUUCUUUGCUAUUGGGCAUAAAGGGUUGUGUUUUUUUUUAAAUGGGCAACAUUAGAAUGUCAUCUGGGACUGGAUUUCCUGGAUAUUAUCUAUUAUAAGUAAUAUGUUUUAAAAAAAAAAGUCUGUAAACUUGAAUUAUUGGUACAUUACAAAAAAAUUGAAUUGUAUUAAAUUUUGAACACAGUAAAAAAA